UUCCUUUCUGUAACACACACGCUACAAGAUCACACCGGGAAAACGGAGAGAGGAAAGGAAAUAAUAGGCGAGAGAAAGAGAGGGAGGGAAGGAAACACCGCAACCUGCCUGUUCGUCCGCUGCUUGUUAUUGUUUUUUGUUUUUUUUUAAAGUGAAGGUUGGGGGGGGUUGAAAAACAAAUCGUCUUUUCUUUUAACGGAGACUUGCGGACUAACAUGGGGGGAAGAGAGAGCUCCUGACGAGGAUUGACUUUCAGUGAACCUCUGCUCUGUGGUCAAUAGACAGGCAGGAGAAGGAGAAAAAAAAGAAAGGCGACAGGGAAGACAUGUUGAGGGGCUUCUCGUCUUAAGGGCUGCGGUAGGAUGUUCAUGUUGUGCUGUUAAAACAGAAGAGAUUUUUUUUUUUUUUUUUUUUUUUAAACGUGAGCUAAUGGAAAUUGGGCGGUAGGCUACGCUCGGGAGCUAUUGUUUUGGUCGGUGUUUAAUUGGUUUGUUAUGAACUGAAAAAAAAGCGUAGGCCUCUUAAGAAGCCCUACAGUAAAUAAAUACACGACCAAACAAGGGGGCUGCAUAGCCGGUAAUUAGCCUGCUUACAUUUAAGGAGACAUCUUUUUUUUUAUUAUUAUUAAGCCGCUGUGUUUCCUAGUGAGGUCAAAUAAGCGUUUAUUAUAUGUGUUUUGCAGUGUUCAGAUGAUAUUUUUCAACACGGAGCCAACACAUUUCUAGACAACUCAACUCUUUAAGGGGGUCAUGCGAAAGGCCCAAUAGGAAACGCAGUAAAGGAAAGCAUUAUUAGAAUAUUUUAGAGAGGUGUGUGUGUGUGUGGGGGUGAAAAACACGAUUUUUAAAUGUUAAUGUCGACCGACGUUGCAUCCAUUAUGCUGCCUGUGUCCCGGGGUCUCAUGGACCGGGAUAGAGAGCUGGAAACCCUCGCCGGGGUGCAUCCAAACGCGGGCGGAGCUCCAGCGGUCGUCCGGGGCAUGAAGCGUGGAGACCCGGAGCCCGACGUUCAGACAGCGGCAGCUCUGGUGGACUCUGCCGGGGCGGAGUGCAAGCGCCCCCGGAUCGACGGCUCAGGGGGCAUCGGCGAGGUUGGUCAG
Messenger RNA from Labrus bergylta (ballan wrasse), 1099 nucleotides. The record is from RefSeq and is a predicted model, not a curated record. NCBI's taxonomy places the organism in Eukaryota, Metazoa, Chordata, Actinopteri, Labriformes, Labridae.